AUGGUUUUUCAAAGGUUAUUUGAUAUCAUACUUACCCUAGCAAAGAGUUCUUUGGCUUUGAGAGGACAUCGAGAAGACUUAAGUCAGGAAGGAUACCAUGAAUCAGAAUCCGAAGAAAUGGCAUUCCCAGAAAAUAGCUUACAAAUGUUACGCAUGUUUGUAGAUACAAUACCAAAUUUUGAUGGUAAUUUCAAUACACUACCAAGCUUCAUUUCAUCAUGUGAUUAUCUAUUCGACACAUUCAACACUUCUGAAGAAACGAUUAAGAGAUACUUAUUGAGAGUGGUACAGACUAAAUUAGUUGGUAGGGCUCAACUUUUAGUUGGCUGUAAAACAGAAUUAAAUAGCUGGUCUUUAAUAAAAAAUGCUUUAGAGCAGUGUUUUGGUGAUAAUAGAAGUUUAGAAUGCUUGGAACAAGAUCUAUUUCUAGCCUCACCAAAUAGAAAUGAGUCACCCUUAGAUUUUGGAAAAAGACUUCAAAUUUUAAGGAGUACUCUUGCACAGAAAUUGAGUAUUUCAGACUCAACGCCCGAAGUAAAAGUCGCAAUGAUGAAGCAGUACGACGGUAUCUGUUUGAGAGCUUUUGUGCGCGGAUUAUCAGGACCUUUACAAACGGUUAUUCGUUUGAAAAAUCCUUCAUCUCUAGAAGAAGCAAUGGCAUAUACUCGUAUUAUUGAGGAAGAAAAUUUCCAGUAUACGCAAAACAUUUUCAAAUUCCCAAAUCACUCAAAGACUCCAUGUAGUAACACACAAAAUUCAUAUUCCAAACCACAGACAAAGUUUGGACAUUCAAAUAACAAUUACCGUAAUCAGGCACCAAAUCAGAAUUUUCAUUAUCAAAAAUUUCAAGCUCCUCAUCAGUCGAAUUUUCAACAAAGUUAUCGACCUCCACAAACUUUUCCAGCUGACAGAAACCGGAAUAAUUUCCCAAGUCAGCCGAUAAACAUCCAAAGUCGAAAUAAUAAUUUUCAAAAACGCUAUCCAACAAAUCAAGAAGUUUUCGGACCACCCAGAAACACGAACGUCUUCAAGCCCAGGGGAACAGUACCGCAUAAUUCCCCACAGCCUAUGUCAGUUUCAACCAGAAAUACUUAUAAACCGAACUAUCCCCAAAGGCAAAAUCAUUUCCAGCCCUCGGGACCCAGAAAUUUCAUUGCGGAAGAACUAUAUCAAAUAGAUGACACGCAAAACGACGAAAGAUACGAAACCGAACAACCCGAAACAACCAGAAUUCCAAAACCAUUUUCAAAAACUCAAAAUGUUGAAGCUCAACAUGCUUCUGCCUCUUCGUCCACAAAUUAUGAAUCAGAUCCAAAUUUUUAUUACAAGGGCCAAGGCACCCACAAAACAUAA
Molecule: messenger RNA, 1353 nt
Organism: Acanthoscelides obtectus
Lineage: Eukaryota; Metazoa; Arthropoda; Insecta; Coleoptera; Chrysomelidae
Source: the annotation of a GenBank genome assembly